AUGGCUGGAAUUGGAGCUAUUUUCAGGGAUUCAAAGGGUGAGGUAAUAAUGUCUGCUGCAAAGAAAGAAGUUUCUGUUAUGACUGCUGUUGAAGUGGAGGCUUUAGCUAUUCUUCGAGGAUUACAGUUCUGCAUUCUUCUUGGUAUUCAAAAUCUUGUGAUUGAAAGUGACUCAUUGCUGGUGGUUAAAGAGUUCAAUAUGCAAGGAUCUUCACAGGCUACUUUUGGCAAUGUUGUUAGAGAUGCUAAGGAGUUGAUGACACGCUUUGGUACCUGUCAAGUACAACAUGUUAUUAGAAGCUGCAAUUCAACAACACAUUCACUUGCCAAGUUUGGUUUAAGUGUGCAGAAUAUUAGUUUAUGGUGGGGAGCAUAUCCCGAUGUAAUUUCUAAUAUUCUUUGGAGUGAUUCAAGUACUUUGUAA
Carya illinoinensis is the source of this 423-nucleotide messenger RNA. RefSeq lists its product as uncharacterized. Gene Ontology annotation, molecular function: nucleic acid binding; RNA-DNA hybrid ribonuclease activity. The record is from RefSeq and is a predicted model, not a curated record. Bases 1 to 423 code for a protein of 140 amino acids. Lineage: Eukaryota; Viridiplantae; Streptophyta; Magnoliopsida; Fagales; Juglandaceae. The transcript has a single exon.